GGCAGGUCUGAGGUGCUGGAGCUCUGGAGGGGGGCCACCGCUGUGCAAAGCCCCAAGGAAACGCCCUUGGCUCUGGGUAGGAUUACCCCAGAGCAGCCCCUGGAAGAUUCCACUUCCACUAGCAGGACUACCGGGCUUUCACCUGGUGGAGAUUGAGGUCUGUCUAAGGGGGUUGGCUACAGUGGCUGGAGGAGUUAAAGCUGCCUGGAGCAGACUGGACACGGAGCCUCCAGUGGACUCUCUGGGCUGGGGAGAGUUUUUUGGUGAUCCUGUGGGUGGGUCCUGUAGGGAGGACAGGAGACAGGCUUGGGCCUGCAGGAAGACAGGCUGGACUGAAAGAGCUGCGCUCGGCAGAUGACAUGGGGAGGAUGAGCACUUCUGAGAUCCUCUUAAUUUCUGUCAGCCACAACAUUACCCUGGUUGGGAAGGUGUGGCUGAUCCUGAUGGUGCUGCUGAGGGUCGGGGUCCUGCUGCUAGCCGGCUACCCUCUCUACCAGGACGAGCAGGAGCGCUUUGUGUGCAACACCAUCCAACCCGGCUGUGCCAACGUGUGUUACGACCUCUUCGCUCCCGUCUCGCUCUUCCGCUUCUGGCUGGUCCAGUUGACCGCUCUCUGCCUUCCCUAUGUCACUUUCAUCAUCUACGUGGUGCAUAAGGUUUCGUCAGGCCUCGAUCUCGACACCUCGGACCCACCCGGCUCUGGACCUCUGUACAAGAUCCGCCAGGAGUCUUUCAGGAAGAAAAUCUUGAGGAACGCGGUUCCUCUGAAGGCGGACCAGCGCUUCAACGGAGUCUACAUCCUCCAGCUUCUCUUCAGGAUCUUGCUGGAGGCUGGCUUCGGGGCGGCUCAUUACUAUCUGUUUGGGUUCUACAUCCCCCGCAGGUUCCUGUGCCAGCAGAACCCCUGCACCACGCAGGUGGACUGCUACAUCUCCCGGCCCACCGAGAAGACGGUCAUGCUCAACUUCAUGCUGGGGACGGCGGCUCUGUCGCUGCUUCUCAACGUGGUCGAUCUAUUCUGCGCCAUCAAACGAUCCCUCAGGCAGAGGUGCCGGAGGAAGAUGCUGGUGGAGAAUCUGUACGAGGAGGAGCACUACUUCCUGUCGCCAGCAGGGGGCACAGGGGUGGAUGCCACCCUACCACUAUCCCAGGAUCAGGGAGAGCCUGGCGGAAGCUUCCGGAAAAGACCGGCCAGUAAGUGCUCCAGCACGGUCGGUGGGGGUUCAGUGGGAGCCCGUUUGGAUCUCCCUUUACCCCCUCAUGGCACUCUGUCCCCUGGACCGACAAGCUCCACCCCCCUAGGUACCAGUGACUUCCCCCCUCCCCUGGAGGAGGGGCCUGAGGCAGGGGGGAGCGAGGUGGCGCUCUGUCCUCCUCCGCCCACGAGAUCGCCACUCCUCAUACGGGUCAGUAAACGCGGUCGCCUCAAGCCGCCUCCGCCGCCCAGACGAGACCUAGCUCCACCCCCGGGGCCAGGACCCCUGGACGCCUCCGCGGCGGUGCGCACCCGGAGGAUGGGUCAGUACACGCUGGUGGAGCUGAUGAGCGGGGGGGAGCUAGGGCCGAGCGAGGAGGGGCAGGAUAAGAGGUCUGAGUGGGUGUGACUCUGAGAGCUGGAGCUGGUUUCGUUUCCCGAGGAGGACUGAGGAAUGUCACGUGAGACCAGGGAGACCGCACUCCUCAGGGUUGUGAGAAGAUCAUACAUGGGCUACAAACAUGGGAUGCCUUCCCAGUAUCACCCCUCCCAGUUCAUUCUUACGCGAAGGCAACAAACCAAAGGGUUCAAAUUCUGCAUUUUGUUCACUUCUGCCAACUACACUCUCAAAACAACGCACAGUGAACAUCACAAAAGAGACUGAAUGACUUUGGUUUCUCAACAGAGGAGCACUAAAGUGUAGGACACACAACGGCGUCCUUGAGUCAAGCCCAACCUUGGGUGGAUCUAUAACUGUGUAACCACCUGUUGCUAAUGUUAGUGAGUCAGGGUUAGCUAAAGCUGUCAGUGAACAGAGACAUACCUUGACCUGUCCUGCUCUCUCUGGUCACCUGCCUGGGGCACUGACACUACUCCUGAACUCCCAGGCACAGGGGUCAGAGCGGAAGUGUCAAUAUUUGGUUGUAAUGAGUGGUGUAAAAAGUCAUUAGUGGACAAUAAUAAAUUGUGAUUGCAGGGUAAGACUAAGUUGGAGCAUUGAAUUAACGAGAUAAAGUUACACAAAGGCUUGGACAGACUCCCAGAAACGUGCCAACCAGCCAGCCAACCAACCAGUUCCCAGUAAGGUGUUCCUCCAGAUCACCAUGUCAAGGAGGAAUGAAGACUUUCCUUCAGAAGUGAAGGACACAGCAGCUUUCCAAACCUGGGGGCUCACAAAGCAAUUACAGCCCCCGAUAGGGCUCUGUAUUUAUGGUGAUGGCUUGUCACUCUAUUUCAGGGACUCCAAAGGCUUUGGAGUUUGGGCUUCAGAGACACACUGGACACUGAAAAUAGAGGGCUGUGCUCCAGUGAAACAAGACACUGGUAUCUUACAGCCCAGUCGGUCUGCCCUUCAGGUUGCGGGAUGUCACUCACUGUGGCUUGGAAAAUAGUAGCCCACGAGUAACCAGUGUCUGGCGCGCUGACUGGAUCUGUCUCGUGUCAAAAAUUGUGAAAAGCAUUCGAUGUCUUUGACACGUUAUAACAUCUGUCAUGGCACCACACUAAAGUUUUUAUUUAAAAAAAUUCAUCCAUUUGAUGGAGUACCCUUGGGCGUGACUGACAUUUUCGUAUAACUCCUCUGUAUUAAUGUCCUUUCAUUGCCAGACAGACUUAUUGCCCCUGAUAUAGGAGACAUGACAUGUGCUAUUUCAUCCAGUGAACCGUCGGUUGAGCAGAUCUCAUAUGAGCUUUGUUCCUAGGUUACUGGCAUCCCAUUCAGUGUCUCCUGUAUCUUGAGUGUUGUGGUGUCAUGACUAAAACCAGUGAUGGAGGUUUAUAUUACGUAGCAGAGUCCAAGAUGAAUCUGAGUCUCACAGACUGUGGUCGAGUUUGACGUUGCCAGGGGGAAGACCGGGUGUAAGGGGAUCGCUCUUCUUCUGUCUGUUUAGUCGUUCUCUGUUCUCGAUCCUCUUAAGGGCUCUUUGAAGACGACAACAAAAGCAGAGUCUGAUUUGUUGUAAUGUGAGUGACCAGUCUGAGCCUCUGUCUCUCUCCCCCUGGUCGCUGUUGUUCUAGGAUGGGGGAGAACUGAACUGCUGUGGACUGAACUGGUAGAAACACUAUAUGUGACCGCACCUUUUAAGACGCGGAUAACAAACGUUGCGGGUAGGCUACCUUUGUUUCACGGAUAUGGCAAUGUUCUAUAUGUCUUAUUUACUUUACUAUGACUUUGAGAGUAUUUUGUUUUUGGAUGAUUUUAAAUGUGAAGAUGAUUUGACCAUGGCUACUAAAGUAUUAAAAGUAUUAACCAAAUUAGAAAAUAUCUGAGUAGCUUAUAUUAGUGUAUGUUAUAUCCCCCCGUGUCAAUGAAAUGCAUUGAUUUGGUCAACUGAUGGAGUGUUUGAGAUUUUCGAAAUAUAACACACUGCCCUCCAGUGGUACAAACUGGAAUGUAAAGUUUCAACUGAAUGUCAGUCAGCUUUUAUA
Molecule: messenger RNA, 3622 nt
Organism: Hypomesus transpacificus
Lineage: Eukaryota; Metazoa; Chordata; Actinopteri; Osmeriformes; Osmeridae
Product: gap junction delta-4 protein
Exons: 2
Coding region: 360-1604 (414 amino acids)
Biological process (GO): cell communication
Cellular component (GO): connexin complex
Source: RefSeq, a predicted model, not a curated record